AUGGGAAAUAUUGUUCCAAAUGACAAAGAUUUUAUGGAUAUUAUAAUUCAUUUAAAGAAUAAAAAUGAAGAGGAGUUAGGAUUAAUAUUAAUAGGAUUAGCUACUUUUCACAAAAGGAUUGAAAAAUUAGAAAAAAUUGAUAAAGAUGCUGCAAUACUAUUUGUUAAAAUGAUAAUUUAUAGUUUUACAAAUGAUACUCCGAAAGCAAUCUAAAUUGGAGAGGAAAUAAAAUUAAGACAUCAAUACAUCCAUGUUUAUCUUCUUUAAGGAUUUUGUUACAUGAAAUUAGGGCUUUUAGGGGAUGCUGAAAGAUGUUUAAAAUAGGCACUUGAUAUAAAGCCUUAAAGAGUUAAUACCAUUUUUAGUUUAUGUAAGAACAAUUAUGAAUUUAGAUAAAUUAUCAAUGAUGAAAGAGGAUUAUUAAAAUGCCUUUAAUUAUCUUAAUGAAAUUAAAAAAUUUGACAGAUCCCCAAAAAUACAUUUUUUGAUGGGUGUAAUUUUUAAAUAAUUUAGGAAUUACUUAUUAAAAAAUGAAUUAGCAUGAUUAGGCAAUUCUAUGUUUCGAGAUAGCUCAUCAAUAAAUUUAAAACUAAGAAUAUUUUCUUCAUAAAAGUACUUAUAUAUUAAUAUUAUUAAGUGGAAUCAUUUUUGGCAUUAGAAAAAUAUGAGGAGGCAUUAGAAUGUUGCAUGAUAGUAAUUAUUAAUGAACCAGGUAAUAAAUAUUUGUAGGAGAAAUUAUGUAAUUUAUAAUUAAAUUUAGAAUAUUUAUUGAAAUUACUUGGGAUUGAUGAAGAAUAGCAUAGAUUGAAAUUAUUAAAAUUAUAACAAGAACAUAAUUAUACUUUAGAAACAUACAAAGAGAGUAUUAUUAUUUAAUUUUCUUAGAGAGAGCAUUAGAAGCAUAAUAAACUUAAUUAAUUCUAAGAUAAUCAAAAAUUAGAGUAAAACCAGAUUAAGGAUAGAUUGAUUAAACUUAAUCCUAAAUCAAAUUAAAUAAAUAAAAUUAAUAAAUCACUUAUUAUUUAGAUGCAUUAUAUUACACAUUUACUUAAUUUUUUGGUUUAUAUGUUCAUUUGGAUUAGAAUAGUUCAUCUAAAAUUGCAUAGUAUUUAUCAACAAAAUAAAAUAUUGAAAUAUUAAAAUUUACUGAUAUGAUAAGAUAAACAAUAUAAUAAUGUUAUCCAGAUUUAACAAAAUUAAGUAUUGAGGAUUUAAGUAACAAGUUAACCUUAUGGUAUAAUAAAAAAAUUAAAGAAAAUGAAGAAGAUAUUUUUAAGCACUUAUUCAAGAUUUUCUAUAAUUUAAAUUAGACUAAUUUCAAACAAAAAUUAAUUGAAAGAUUGAAUGAAGACUUUUCUAUUAGUAUUGAGAGGAAAAAGAAAAAUAAUGAAUUUUAUUUAUAUCUCACAGAAAUAUGUAGAGCAGUUGAAAAAGAAGGUUUUCAAAUUUAUAAAGGUAAUUAUUAAUUAAUUUAAUAAUUAGAAUCUGGUGGUUAACUUGGAUUAGAACAUGCAAUUAUAAUUUUAGGAUUUAUUAUUAGAUUUACUGAAUUAGUUGAUGAAGAUGACAGUUUUGAAAAUAUCAUUUUUAGAGGAUUAAAUAAAGAUGAUUUUUACUAAUUCUUUUAAUCAUAGAGUAGAAUAUAAAUAAAAAAUUCAUAGUAAAAAUAGGUUCUUAUAUAUAUUUAAAUAUUUAAUAGUUCAUAUUGAAUAGAGAAGAAACGUAAGUUUAAACUGAUCUAACUUUCAUGUCUAAGUUUUAAUGAAA
This is a messenger RNA of Paramecium pentaurelia, 1767 nucleotides long. The record is from the annotation of a GenBank genome assembly. NCBI's taxonomy places the organism in Eukaryota, Ciliophora, Oligohymenophorea, Peniculida, Parameciidae.